UUUUGAUCUGAACAGAGCUUUUUCCUACCAUGAAUUCCACUAUUAUAAACGGUACAGUUAAUUCGACGAGUGUUCCACCAGAAGCAUCAACAUCUGAACCAAAACCUGGUGUUUCUUUUUCAGGAUUUGGUUAUGACAUUAUUGCCUUGGUCCAGUUUUCACUUGCCUUCUGUAGUUUCUUUGGAAAUGGUAUGGCCGUCCUGAUAUUCUUAAAGCAUAAACAGCUGCGGUCACCGACCAACACGUUCAUCAUGAACUUAAUCUUCUGUGACAUGUUGAUGGGGAUGGUGGCCUUUAUAUCAGCAUCUGCUGCGUUCAACCAUGGAUGGGUAUUCGGACGAAAUAUGUGUGUUUUUGAAGGAUUUAUGGUGUAUUUCCUGGGCCUCGCUUCAAUGUACCUCUUGGCGGCAAUAGCACUUGACAGAUAUGUUGUCAUAUCCAAACCACUGUCAGCCUCAAAGAUAACCCAAAACGUUGCCCUACUAUGUACCGGUGUCUGCUGGAUCCUUGGAUUCCUGUGGGCAAUAUUUCCCAUGUUUGGAUGGAAUGAAUAUACUGUGGAAGGUCUCGGGAUCUCAUGCAGUGUCAUCUGGCAGAGUGACGAUCCAUCCUACUCCAGCUAUAUCCUCGCCAUCUUUUUUGCGUGUCUUGUAAUUCCUGUAGGUCUGAUGUCCUUCUCCUACUACCACGUAUACAUGGCUGUGCGGAACGUGACGAGGAACAGCGUGUGGGACACUAAAAGUCGAGUGGCUAGGAAGAAACUGAGGGUGGAGAAGAAAAUGUUGAAGACGUGUAUUGCGAUGGUUUCCAUAUUUCUCUUGUCCUGGACGCCCUACACCGUUGUGUCCUUCGUCUCAGCCUUCGGUGACCCAACCUUGAUUUCCCCGCUGAUGGCGACAAUACCCGCCCUGGUAGCUAAGUCGGCCGGCCUGUGGAACCCUCUCAUCUAUGUGGCAACCAACAAGCAAUUCCGAUAUGGCUUCUACGCAAUCAUUCCUUGCAAAGGGAUCAAAGAUUCAUUGGUGAAGAAGGAAGAGAAACAACCAGAGUCCUCAGAAUCGGAUUUGGAUGAAGAAGACGGCAAGAAGAAUACUAAAAAGGAUAAGAAGGAAGAAAAAGCCGGAACAUCUGGGCGACCUAAAGGCAACGCUGUGGCUCCAGCUCCUGAGGAGGAGUCUGGCAAUGAGCCCACGGUAAUAGAAGAUGUUUCACAGAUGGAGGAGGCGGACGUGGAACUCAAGGACAUCAAGAAGAAAUAGAUGAACAACGGAUAUGUAUUUACUCAUUAGUGACCGAGUUCAAAUUGUACGUCGGCUUCUAUCAAUUUAGCGCCAUUUACUCGUUAAAGGAGACCAAGGCUCGGACAAAUUGACCGAUUAAUUUUUCCCCUAAUUACACAGAGACAAUGUUUUAAUAUCUCACAAUUUGCAACUUAUUCUGGAAACGGGCAUCGUGCUGCUUUAUUGGACGACUUGAUUCUGGCACAUGUGCGAACCUAGUAAGUCUGAUUCAAGUCGUUAACAUCAUGCCGUAUUUCAUUGCGUCUAUAAAGACACAAUUUAUCCUGUAUUAUUAAUCAAAACGUUACUGAAUACCCGAGGUGCAGACACUGGCAGCGGAAAUGUUAUAGCCUACAUUUACCAAAUAAAUGUCACAAAAGCCUUUCGAUUCCAGUGAACGAUGCCGACCAUAUCAUGAGCAUGUGUAUAUUAAUUACUAUCAAACACGGGAUCGGGUG
Haliotis rufescens (red abalone) is the source of this 1738-nucleotide messenger RNA. RefSeq names its product visual pigment-like receptor peropsin. The record is from RefSeq and is a predicted model, not a curated record. Gene Ontology annotation, molecular function: G protein-coupled receptor activity. Gene Ontology annotation, biological process: visual perception; G protein-coupled receptor signaling pathway. Gene Ontology annotation, cellular component: membrane; photoreceptor outer segment. Lineage: Eukaryota; Metazoa; Mollusca; Gastropoda; Lepetellida; Haliotidae. Bases 30 to 1259 code for a protein of 409 amino acids. The transcript is spliced from 4 exons.